This is a messenger RNA of Aspergillus wentii DTO 134E9, 2789 nucleotides long. RefSeq lists its product as uncharacterized. The record is from RefSeq and is a predicted model, not a curated record. Bases 213 to 2528 code for a protein of 771 amino acids. Lineage: Eukaryota; Fungi; Ascomycota; Eurotiomycetes; Eurotiales; Aspergillaceae. Gene Ontology annotation, molecular function: NADP binding; flavin adenine dinucleotide binding; N,N-dimethylaniline monooxygenase activity. The transcript is spliced from 3 exons.
GAACAUUUUAACCUUAUUUCACUUCUUUUCGUUUUCGAUCAUGGUGAUAUCCAUAAAGCCUAGCAAUCUUUGCUGUCAAUCCAGAUACUCGGGCUGAUAGCACCUGGACGAAACAGUGGAGAUGUUAUCCCCGCAGUCGCCUGCAUCCCAAGGAGGGGUAAUUCGCGCUGUCUGCAUCCCCAUCAACAACCAAACAAAACAAAGCUUCCAAAAUGCCAAACCCUAAGAAAGUUGCUAUAAUAGGCGCCGGUCCCGCUGGACUUGUAACAGCCAAAACCCUCCUUUGCAAUUAUCCAGAUGGAACAUUUGCUCCCACCAUUUUCGAAAAGCGCAAUGAGAUCGGCGGCUUAUGGCCCACCAGCCGCACGGCGUCUCAGGACCCAAAUCCCAUGCCAUUCGGUUCGAAAAAGAAUAGCAGCGAGACUGGGCCGGUUAAUCCGCUGAUGCGAACAAAUCUUAGCCGGUUCUCGGUAGGAUUCUCGGAUUUGGCUUGGGAGUCGGUUAUUGGGGGCUCUGAGUUACCUAUGUUUCCGCAGGCGUGGCAGGUGGGGAGGUAUCUCGAGGCAUAUGCUGAGCGGUAUAUUCCAAAGGGAGUGAUAAGAUUGGGGCAUAAAGUUGUUCAGACGGUUCGAGAUGUCAAUGCGACUGCAGAUGCACGGUGGACUGUGCAUUGGGUGAAGGAGAGCGUUGACGAGGGCAACCCCAUCAAGGAUCAAGACCAGAAAGUCGUUACAGAGCAUUUCGAUUUCCUCAUUGUUGCAUCCGGCUUCUUUUCAUGUCCGCAUAUUCCAGAUAUUCCUGGACUCUCCGGGUUCGAAGACAGAAUCGUCCAUAGUUCUAGCUUGCACAAGACUGGGACUCUCAAUCACCUGUUCCGAGGGUAUGACAACACCCGUGGGAAGGUGGUUGUUAUCGGAGGGAGCAUGUCCGGAGCAGAGGCUGCCUCCGCUCUUGCUCUUCAUCAUUCCUCUUUAAAGCUUGCCGGAUCAAAUCAAUCCUGGCAGGAGUACGAGGUGCAUCAUGUCUGCACAAGGCCUUUUCGGACCAUACCUACCUAUCUGCCGCAUGUCUCAGGCGACAUGUCCCAAGAAAAUGUAUCAUUUCAACCACUUGAUAUAGUUAUGUACGACUUGGCUCGACGACCACCUGGACCCAUUGAAUAUGCUUUCGGACCUGUCUCGUCGGAGCAAGUUACCCGGGUAAACAGCUACUUCCAAUCUCUACUGGGAAGUGACUAUGAGAAAGUCGGGAAAGUCGAAUCUAUCUCUAAUGAGAGUGAAUCAGAUGGACGGCCCCCAUGGGUUGCCAUUGGAAACGACCAUGCAGAAUUCGUUCGAUCGGGAGCGAUAUCAACCACCAUCGGCCGGGUCUGUGCAGUACACCAACAGAAAUCAGGUCUUGCACGGCUUCAUGUACGCCUUCCAAAUGGCCAAGAAACGGAAUUAGACAAUGUUGCAGCCAUCGUGAUGGCCACAGGCUUCAUGCCGUUUGGCUCACUCUUUUAUCUACCUAAGGAUGUACUUUCUGUGCUGGAAUACUCCGCAACUGACCCUUUCUUCCCUUUGAUACUGGAUGGAAAGGGUAGCAUGCAUACAGAGAUCCCCGAUCUGGGAUUUGUUGGCUUUUACAGAGCCCCUUAUUGGGGUGUUAUUGAGAUGCAGGCUCGGAAUCUUGCAGAGAGAUGGGCUAGAGAAGACAUUCAUCUCUCCCAGACAGAACUGGCUCAGAGGGCAGAAGAAAGACAGAAAAUGCGUCAUCUCCGAUCUGCUGAUCCAUACCUUCACCGUGGCCAAUUCCCCAUGGCUGACUAUACAGGGUUGGUAGAGUCGUUUGCCAGGGAUUUGGGAAUAAAUCACAUUCCACUUCGAGAUACUGAUGAACGACAUGGUCCAGUUGUACCGGCUCGGUACCCGUUCAACAAAUCGUCGAGUUUUACCAGUGGAGAAGCUGAGAUGGAUCUAACGCUGGGCUCUCUGCGGACUAUACUCUCUGACCCGGAUGCUAUCAGUGUAGCAGCGGCAAUGGCGAUCUUUAGAGCUCUGCAUGGUACAUGGAGAUUCGUUCAAACAACCAAAACACCGAAACACGAGAAAAAUAUUUCCGGUAAUGCGAAAUUUUCCCCACAGUAUCCAUCUGACCCAGCCUAUGAGAAAGAAUACAUCUACGAGGAGGUUGUCCAUGAACCUCAGGGCGUACAGGAGACCAGAUCCCGGUCGAUCGUCCGCUUUGCCGAUACUACCACCGGACCUGACCACUCACAUAUCUUGAUCUGGUCUGUGGGAGUGUGUGAAGAUACAAACCCCACCACUCGAUUUUCACAUGGGUUGAACCUCGCCCCUGCUCUUCGACACGUUGAAAACGGCGAGCCCGUGUUGGGGGAGUAUGUCAUCCAUGCUUCGUCACACCCAGGACACAGAUAUGAUUAUGAGUUUAACUUUAGGGGUGUAUCGAUCGUCUCGUGGCAAUGCACUAAGAAGACGAACGAAUCCGAUGAGGCUUGCUUUGUUCGAACAGUAUAUGAACGAUAGAUUGGUAUAGCCAAUAUUGGAGGAUGUGGGAAAGACAUGUUUCUUUGAUUUAAAUGAAAGGCCACAUCAAGAAACUUCUUUUCACGGUUAUACUAUGAGAACAUCCAAUUGACUAUUCAUCAUGCUUAUAUUGCAGCACAGGUAGGUUGUCGAUGUACUGUAAUAAAAACCAUACACAGCCUAAAUGGGACGGGGAACUUCAAAAUACACCAACUGUAAAUACUGAAUUCGAUAUACCUUCCACUCCGAUCUUCAACCCCA